CGCACGCGAGCGCCCUGCACUCACCAUAACGCGCGGAGCUCGAGCAGAAGCAGCCCAGACUGAAGAGUCCGGGGAGCCGCGCGCGGGACAACCUCUGUUCCUCGCGCAGGAGCGGGGGGCCUCGCGGAAGCCAUGGAUCACUUAGGGAUACUCGGGGCGCACCUGCAGCAGCAGCAGCAGCAGCACGCGCACGUGGAGCCCAUCAGCUUCGGCAUCGACCAGAUCCUCAGUAACGUGGAGCAGAGCUGCAUGCUGGGCGCGAGGAUGCACGAGCCGGACUACGGGCACCCGGCCUACGGCGGCGGCGGCGGCAUGAUGAACGGGGGCUUCGCGUGCGGGAACGGCGUCUAUAACGGCGCCACCGGGGGCUCGUGCGGGGCCGCUGCCCUCGGCGGAGCUUAUCACAUGAACGUGGGCGUGAACGGGACGAACGUCAACCACGCGGGGGUCAUCCGUGUCCCCGCGCACCGGCCUCUGAGCGGCGGGAGUCCGUGCGGCCCACCGGGGAACGGGGGCGUCAACAGCGUGACCGCGCUCACGUUCCCGUGGAUGGAGAGCAACCGACGGUACACCAAAGACAGGUUCACAGUGUCCCUCUCACCCCUCACUGUGACACGUCGCGUAGGUCACCCCUACCAGAACCGGACGCCCCCGAAGAAGAAGAAGCCCCGGACGUCGUUCACUCGGCUGCAGAUCUGUGAGCUGGAGAAGCGCUUCCACCGGCAGAAGUACCUGGCCUCGGCCGAGAGGGCCGCGCUGGCCAAGGCCCUGAAGAUGACCGACGCUCAGGUCAAGACCUGGUUCCAGAACAGACGCACAAAGUGGAGGCGGCAGACCGCGGAGGAGCGCGAGGCGGAGCGGCAGCAGGCCAACCGGAUCCUCCUGCAGCUGCAGCAGGAGGCCUUCCAGAAGACCAUCAACCAGCCCCUGACCCCGGACCCGCUGUGUCUGCAGAACAGCUCCCUGUACGCGCUGCAGAACCUGCAGCCCUGGAGCGAGAACACCGCCAAGAUCAGCAGCGUGUCCGCCUGCGACUAGAGAGCCGAGACACGGACACGCAGGCAGAGAGACGCGCUGUGGGGACGGCUCCCAGGCGCGCGGGACGGUGCAGGGCGCUCUCUCACAGACAUACAGUAGGUUAUCAGGUCACGUCCCUGCGCCCUCGGGCUUAUUAUCACCCUCCUGUCAGACAGACUCCGCUCAGCCCCUCAGCGCCUCUCCCAUCUAAUGGGGACCACAGCGUGAGGAGGACUCUUCCGUGGGCUGAGUGCUACAGGCCCGUGGACACCAGACUGUGGCUCUGCUGGCAACCACAUGAACUCUGCGCUCCAGAGAGCCGGAGCGGCAGCAGAAGAGCAACACAGGACUCGUUUUAUCAGAUUUCUAUCAGUCCAGACUGAGAGACCAGUGACAUCUGUCCGUUUGACCAUGUCAUGCUUUUAGAUACAGAAACGAGAAUGUUAUUAUUAAAAGAAAAUAAUACUAUCACGGCACUUUGCAGCUGCAUUUCACGAUGUUCUGACCACAGUUAUCACAUUUAUCUGAGAUCAGACCAGUCCCAGAGAAGGACCUAACGCAAACACUUAUUAUAUUAUUGACAAUUAUUUGCCAUUGCGAUGUGUGUGUAUGUAGAGUAUAUAUAUGUGUGUGUGCGUGUUCUUGCAAAGCAGAAAACGUGUCCCCAACGAUGGUUUAGAACCAGUACUGGUCCACAUAAAGACCCCCUACUGCACGCACACAUUUUUGUGAAGACACAAUUCAUUCCCUACGUCGACCUUAAGCAUCACAACUAAGUGCCUGGACGUUACACAACUCACCCUGUUUUAACUUUAACCACAUAACCAAGUCUUAACCCUCACAUCUGAAGUUCUGCAGACUGAUCUAACAUCUGUAUAUUUCUAUACAUAUAUGUGUGUGUGAGUGUAAGAGGUUUUUAUUUUUUUUACAGGUUUUCUGGUCAAUUAUCGGCUGCAGUUAAUGCAGCUACGAAAAGAGGGAUGUAAACCGAUCAGGCAUAACAUUAUGACCACCUUCCUAUUAUUAGUGUGUGGGUCUCCCUUGUGGAGACUCAUCAGAGA
This is a messenger RNA of Mugil cephalus (flathead mullet), 2078 nucleotides long. RefSeq names its product T cell leukemia homeobox 1 (gene tlx1). The transcript is spliced from 3 exons. Gene Ontology annotation, cellular component: nucleus. Bases 133 to 1038 code for a protein of 301 amino acids. Gene Ontology annotation, biological process: regulation of transcription by RNA polymerase II; animal organ development. Gene Ontology annotation, molecular function: DNA-binding transcription factor activity, RNA polymerase II-specific; RNA polymerase II cis-regulatory region sequence-specific DNA binding. Lineage: Eukaryota; Metazoa; Chordata; Actinopteri; Mugiliformes; Mugilidae. The record is from RefSeq and is a predicted model, not a curated record.